AAUUAGAAAAUACAUUAAAUUGAGUACCUUUUUCUUUGAUUGUAUGAAACAAUUGCUUAGGUGAGAUGUGAUAUGCCUUUGGUCAUUUUGAAUGAGAUCCUCAAGUGAUCUCAGGUGUGCCUUACGUUAUUUUUUAACCUGAUUUCUUGCUUUUCUAAAUUAUGUCAUGCAUGAUUAACAGGUCAGUCACAUGUCUUCAUAGAGUGUCUACAGUCCUCAGAUCAUAAGCCCCCACAAAAUUUAUUGUUUCUUCAUAUUCUUGAUUCUUAUUUCCAUUUCCAAGACAUUCAUGAAUUAUUUCAAACCUCUAGUAUUUUUACCUGGAUACCAAUAAAAUCUCUUAUGAAAAGACUGUUGCUAAUUGGUAACUCCAAAAAACUCUCUUAGAUCCACCCAAAAUGUGUUAUGAUGGAUUCCUUCAAACCUACCUCAUGGAAAUAUACAGCAAUGAUGUUCAUUACCACUUCCCCGAUCACUAGUUUGGUUAACAUUCUCCCCUAGUUUGGUUAACAUUCUCCCCAUUUUUGUCAUGAUGGGACAGUUUUAUGGACACUUGAACUGCAGUGCAGUCAAACACUUCAUUAAUGUGCAUGUAUGAUUAAUUGUUCCAAUCUCAAUGGGGGCAGGGGAGUUACACCUACCAAAUCCUAGUCUUAUCUUUCCGGGUAGCAUAACUUAAAAGCCAAAAUCCAUGCUUCUAGAUUUCCAUAGAUUUACACUACACAUAAAGCCUCAGCUAUCGAAAUGCAUGCAAUAUUUACUCUCUUGCUCAGGUUAUCAACUGGAUUGUAUGAAGAAAAUAGCAGUUAGAAUUGUGCAAUACAAUGCUCUUAAAUGAUCUGGUUUAAUUCUUUGCGUCAUAGAUUCUAUCAUCCUAGCUAGGCAAGCCUUACGAAUUGGUUGAGCUCAUGCUAAUGUGUGAUGGCGUCAGGUCACUGUUUCAUUCGUCUUGGACCAAAUAGGUAAAACAACAGUUACAUGAACUUCGGAGUAGGAGAACGCAAAGAAGUUAGCUCAGUUAUUUUAGGACAGUCUUUAAAUUACUUAUAUUAUGGGAGUUUUCUUCUAAUUCUUUUACACUGCUCAUUUUGUUUAAGGCAGCGUUCUUUUUAUGGGCUUAGUUGGUGAACUAUUCACCUACGAAAAGUGGCUAGGUUUUGGAGGUUAUUGAUGUUGUAACCCUCAUGUCUUAUAUAUACUUCUUGGAUGACCUUGGGACUACAUUUGAAUAAUGACAUCGAGUAUGUUGGCUGGAGAACGGAGGUGGGCCUCUGCAAGAAGGGGUGGCAUGACUGUCUUGGGCAAAGUUGCCGUCCCUAAACCUUUGAAUUUACCUAGCCAAAAGUUAGAAAAUCAUGGUCUGGAUCCAAAUGUGGAAAUUGUUCCCAAGGGUAGCCUUAGCUGGGGCAGUCGUCCAUCUUCAUCGACGUCAAAUCCUUGGGGUUCAUCAGCAAUAUCUCCAAAUGCGGAGAGUAGCACUGUUUCACCCCAUCAUCCCAGUGGCCGCCCUUCAUCGGGCGGAGGCCUUAGUCGACCAUCUACUGCUGGCAGCGACAGAAUGCAUGAGCCUUCUGCUAGUACAUGGGGUCCAAAUUCUAGGCCAUCAUCAGCUUCCGGGGUAUUGACAUCAAACCAGUCAUCACUAACGUCAUCACGCCCACUCAGUGCAGAGACAAGACCAGGUAGCUCGCAUCUGUCCCGUUUUGCUGAGCCUGUAUUUGAUAAUUCCGUGGCAUGGGGUCCUAAUGGUACUGCAGAUAAGCUGUCAAUGCCCUCCAAAGUUAAUGAUUUCUCUCUGAGUUCUGGGGACUUUCCAACGCUGGGUUCAAAAAAAGAUGAUGCUGCAAAGACUAGCGAAGCACAUGAUCAUGGUUCUCAUGGACGUCCUGGCUCAGCCUCUGGCAGAACUGUACAUGUCAAAGAGAGAAAUGAGAUAAUUCAAGCUGAUCCCAAGAGCGGAACUGUUGAUACUUGGACAAGAGAGGGUUCUCCACGUGUUGUAGAUGGGAUUCAUCCUAGUGCUGAAAAGUGGCAAGGGGAACCACAACACUAUGUCAAUCCUAAUGUUCCUCCUCAACAUUUUGAUGCCUGGCGUGGUCCACCAAUGAAUGCACCUCCUGGUGUUUGGUAUAGAGGGCCACCUGCAGGUCCCCCAUAUCCUCCUGUUCCUCAUGGUGGGUUUCCGAUGGAACCUUUCCCUUACUAUCGCCCUCAGAUCCCCCCUCCUCUAGUGAAUUCGCAACCAGGUCCUCCACCCGGCCCUGGUCCAACAGGCCACCAUCCAAGAAAUGGAGAUUUUUACAGGCCGCAGAUGCCUGAUGCUUUUAUUCGUCCAGGAAUGCCGAGGCCUGGCUUUUAUCCUGGUCCAGUGCCCUAUGAUGGUUAUUUUGGUCCUCCAAUGGGAUACAAUCCCAAUGAUCGUGAUAUUCCAUUUAUGGGAAUGCCACCUGGGCCACCUGUUUACAACAUGUGCCCAUCUCAAAACCCUUCGGAGAUUAGCGAUGGUCACUUCAGAUCUGGUGGACGUGGAUCAGUCGGAAAUAUGUUUGUUUCUGAACAACCUGAGGAAUCUAGAGGGCCAUACAAAGUUCUUAGAAAACGUGAAAAUGGAAGGGAUGUAGACAUGGAAGAAGAGAGCUGGGAGCAGACUGCAACAGCAAAUUUAUUAGGCUUAGAAAAGAGUAACCAGCCAAGACCAUCAUUCCACAGGAAUGAGCGGGGAACAGACGCCAGAAGGACUGAAGAUAUGCCUUCAAGAAGAAACACACUUAAUGACAAUCCGUCCAGGAUGUUACACAACCAAGGUCAUCCUUCAGACUCUGUGAUUGUGCAUUCACCCGAGGGUACACGCAAGUCUAAAGCAUCCAAUGAGAGUUGGGGAAAGAAGUCAGAAAUUGUAACACCUUUUCCAGAAGUGCCUCAGGAUAUUCCAGCUAACACGAAAGAUUCAAGCCUAAUACAGAAGAUAGAAGGUUUGAAUGCAAAAGUGCGGGCUUCUGAUGUACGGGGGGAUGCUGCAUCUGGUUCUUUAAAGGAGGAGCAGAAGAAUAGAUUAUUAGUUAACCCUAAGGACAACUCUACAAUUGGAUUUGGUAGCACUUCCAACACUGGAGAUCUUGCCCCUCCUCGUGACAUCAAUGUAUUAAGAGGAGAGAAUACCUUUAGGUCUACCACUGCCAGUCCACCCUUCUCAAGGCAAGCACAUCAUGGAGUGCGAAGUCGAGCAGAUCACAUCAAAGGAAGAUCAAAUAAUCAAGACAACGAUGGGUGGCGAAAGAAACCUCCAAUUCUGGGUUUUGAAGUACCAGAUAACCAUAUUUCUGUCGAGGCUGCUGAGAACCCUGAAACUAAGAAUGCAGGCGAGUCUUUGACUCCAAUGGUUGAUCCCACUGAUGGCCAAGCACAGCGUGCUAGGAUGAGGGAGUUAGCAAAACAGCGUGCAAUCCAACUACAGAAAGAAGAGGAAGAAAGAAUAAGAGAGCAGAAAGCAAAGUCUCUUGCGAAAUUGGAAGAGUUGAAUAGGCGUACACUCGCAGCAGAUGGUACAACCCAGGCUGCAGAAAAAACUGCUAUUAAUGUUCCUGAGCAGGAGGACGUGGGUGGAUUCCAAAAACCAACUGGAUCAGCUAUUGAAACUAGCAAACAAGAGAUACCGAUCACAGAUUUGGAUUCAAAAGCUCAAGCAGUUGCCCAGAUCAGCGAGAAGAGUACAACUGGGAUUGGACAAUCCAUUACUCUGUCCAGAGACUCAAAGUCAACGAACAGUCAACAAGAGCAUGUUGUUUCACAUGGCCAGUCUUUGCUUUCAAAACAAAAUGUUGAUAAUGCAACUGAUGCUGAAAGCAAAGCUGCUCCACUUGGUAAUGAUAGCAGCCUACCCAGGCUGAAGCGCGCUAAUCAUAGACAAAAGCAGAGUGUACAAGUGGUGGAAAGUUUGGCUGACAAACCAACUCUGAGUGGUACAGGUGAGACACUUAAAGGUUCUGCAGGUGCAGCUAUGAAGAAUUCUGGAAAUAAUGUGGUUGUAUCAGGUGAAGAUGUACCGAGUCAACAAUCGAAUCUGCCAAACAACUCAAAUAUCUUGUCCGAGUCAACACAACAGAGGAAGAGAAAUAACAAGAGUAGCAAGACUAAGCAUAAACUUGAUGAUGCUUCUCUACCUGCUACUGUCUCAUCAUCAUCUGCAUCAAGAGAAGGUGAUCUUGGAAAGCUUUCUACUGAAAGCGGAAAGCCAGAAUCUUCUCAAUUUGAUUUGGAUCCGAGCAUUGUGUUGGUGACUGAUAGCAAGGAUGCAAUGCAAUCUAAUCUGGAGCAUAUCUCUUCUUUACCUAGUGAGGAAGCCCAUGGUAGAUCAACUAACCAGUAUAAACCUCAGCACUCCAGAAGGAUGCCGAGGAACCCACAGGCUAAUAGAUCAACAGAUAGAUUCCAUGGCAGUGAUGGUGUUAUGUGGGCCCCUGUGCGGGCCCAGAACAAAGAAGAGCGUGGAGAUGAAUACAGUCAGAGAACCAUGCAGGAUGAUGUGUCCCUGCCAUCAAAGACCAUUAGCUCGGUCCAGACUAACCUGAAAAGCAAAAGGGCGGAAAUGGAGAGAUAUGUCCCCAAGCCAGUGGCCAAAGAGCUGGCUCAGCAGGGAAGCAUUCAGCAAUCGUCAUCGCCAUCUUCACCCAGAAUAAAUACGUCUGAAGAUAUAACAGAUAGAGAAGAAUUGGGCUCUCAACCACCAAUCCCAGUUGCUGCAAGUGUGGGGUCUGUUGUGGAGUCCAAGAGUGGGGAUAUUAAGCAGAAUAAGCAGCAGGUGAAAUCCCAUGGAGCAUGGCGCCAACGUGGACCAACUGAAGUGCAUCGGGAGCAAGGUUUUCAACAGGGAGCAUCUAUAACUUCAAAUCCAAAGAAAACUCAUAAUAAAUCUCCGAGCCAACAUGAGGCCUCAAACCCUGUUUCGACUGAAACUAAUGUUAUGCACGAAUGGGACCCUUCUGAUGGCUGGUUUAUGCCUGAAUAUCCACCAACUGAAGUUGCACCUGUUGUGAAAGAUGAAGGGGCAGCCACUGGUAAAGGAAAGAGACCAGCAUACAAGGGACAGAGGAGCACAGCCAAAAAUCAUGAUGUUGAUCACAAGGAUGUUAGUGGUGCAGAAGUGGAGAAAAACUUGAUGCAGUCGACAAUGCCUCUUGAGAUAAACCAAACAGAUAGGCCUACUUCUUCCAAAGAGAACCGUUGGCAACCCAAACCACAAGCAUAUAGGGGUGGUUGGUCCGGUGGAGGUCAAAAUGCUAGCCCAGAGGUCAAAAGGGUUCAACCUGAAGAACCAGUUGCUGAAUAUAAGAAUGCUAGAGAAGCAGCACAUGAUGGACAUCAAGAGGGUAGGAGAGAAAGAAAGCCGGCUUCAUUCAGAGGUCCAAACCAAGGCUUUGGUGGUAACAUGGAAGAUGAAGCACCAUUCGAGCAGCAGCAUGCUGCUUCAGGUUUUAGAAAGUAUGGAGGUCAAAACAACCGUUCUGGUGGGCAAGAUAAUAGGAGGCAGAAUAAUAAUGCAAAUAAUAACCGGGAAAGGCCGAGGCAAAAUCAGCAUUACGAGUACCAGCCAGUUGGAUCAAACAACAAUAAUAGCAACAGAUCCAGUAAUCUUGAUGGACCUGCAGAUGGGUCUGGUAAUGCAGCUCUGAGGUACAAAGAAAGGGGUUCAGGUCAAUCCAGACGUGGUGGUGGAAAUUUCUAUGGGCGGCAAUAGCGGCCCUGCUGUUGAAGUAGAGAUGAAUUAUGAACUAUUGAGCAGGAGUUUCUUUCCUUUUUUUGGAUCGGAAAUUUGGUUGGAUGUUUCAGGCUUGUGUAGGGCAAAGGAUGAUACCGGUUACACGGGACGGGAGAAGAAAAGAAAGUUGGACGUGGCGGUUUCUUAUUAUGUGUUAGAGAAAAUGUAAUGUUGUAAUUCAGGAGUCGAGAUGCGCCCGUUCUUGUUUGCCCUAAUAUUUGUCAAGUGAAGUGAAAACUUUGAAUACUUGUUUUGGCCUAAAUAUUGGUUGGUGGAUAGUUUGUUGACCAUCUCA
This is a messenger RNA of Cynara cardunculus var. scolymus (artichoke), 6050 nucleotides long. Its product is annotated as protein MODIFIER OF SNC1 1. The record is from RefSeq and is a predicted model, not a curated record. The transcript is spliced from 11 exons. The coding region runs from base 1232 to 5734 and encodes 1500 amino acids. Gene Ontology annotation, biological process: epigenetic regulation of gene expression. Lineage: Eukaryota; Viridiplantae; Streptophyta; Magnoliopsida; Asterales; Asteraceae.